GGGUAGCUGGAGGGAGGACUGACAGGCCGUGGGGAGGGGUGCGGGGUAGAGGGGACAAUCUGAAUAAUUGAGGAGGUGUUCGGCAGCAGUGGCUGCCUCCUGCCUUCCUUCGCCACCACCACCCUGCAUCACAGUGGGAGAGACAGAGCUCGGCGCUCUAAGUGUGACCGCCAGCCAUCAGCUCUGGCAGCCAGUUCAUCUCCUCCAGUCCUCUGACAUUCAUGCCCAGGAGAAGGCUGCUUUGGGUCCCUCCGGACCUUUCUUAAACGAGAGAUCCCUGUUCGCUAGAUGAGUUCCAGAAACAUCCACUAAGGCUCCUGUAUACUCUUCCAUCAAUUGACCUUCACCACAACCUGCAUCGCUCAGGAUGAGUGGCUUCCUUACCUCCCUGGACCCACGGCGAGUGCAGUGGGGGGCUGCCUGGUAUGCAAUGUACUCCAGGAUCCUGCGCACCAAACCAGUGGAGUCCAUGCUGGAGGGAACUGGGACAACCACAGCACAUGGCACCAAGCUAGCCCAGGUGCUCACCACCAUGGACCUCAUCUCACUUGGUGUUGGCAGCUGCGUGGGCACUGGGAUGUACGUGGUGUCUGGCCUGGUGGCCAAGGAAAUGGCAGGACCUGGUGUCAUCGUGUCCUUCAUCAUUGCAGCCCUCGCGUCCAUAUUAUCAGGCGUCUGCUAUGCAGAGUUUGGAGUCCGCGUCCCCAAGACCACGGGAUCAGCCUACACCUACAGCUACGUCACUGUCGGGGAGUUUGUAGCAUUUUUCAUUGGCUGGAACCUGAUCCUGGAGUACCUGAUUGGCACUGCAGCUGGUGCCAGCGCUCUGAGCAGCAUGUUUGACUCACUGGCCAACCAUACCAUCAGCCGCUGGAUGGUGGACAGCGUGGGAACCCUCAAUGGCCUAGGGAAAGGAGAACAAUCGUACCCAGACCUUCUGGCACUGGUGAUCGCAAUCAUCGUCACUGUCAUUGUCGCACUGGGGGUGAAAAAUUCCGUGGGCUUCAACAACGUACUCAACGUGCUGAACCUGGCGGUGUGGGUGUUCAUCAUGAUUGCAGGCUUCUUCUUCAUCAAUGGGAAAUACUGGGCUGAGGGCCGGUUCUUGCCCCACGGCUGGUCAGGGGUGCUGCAAGGAGCAGCCACAUGUUUCUAUGCUUUCAUUGGCUUUGACAUCAUUGCCACCACUGGAGAGGAAGCCAAGAAUCCCAACACAUCCAUCCCCUAUGCAAUCACUGCCUCCUUGAUCAUCUGCCUAACAGCAUAUGUAUCCGUGAGCAUGAUCUUAACUCUGAUGGUGCCAUAUGAUGCCAUCGACACAGAAUCCCCGCUCAUGGAGAUGUUUGUGGCUCGUGGAUUCUAUGCUGCAAAAUUCGUAGUGGCCAUCGGGUCCGUUGCAGGACUGACAGUCAGCUUGCUGGGCUCCCUCUUCCCAAUGCCAAGGGUCAUUUAUGCCAUGGCUGGUGAUGGGCUCCUUUUCAGGUUCCUGGCUCAUGUGAGCUCCUACACAGAGACCCCAGUGGUGGCCUGCAUCGUGUCAGGGUUCCUGGCAGCUCUCCUCUCCCUAUUAGUCAGCCUGAGAGACCUAAUCGAGAUGAUGUCCAUCGGCACCCUCCUUGCCUACACCUUGGUCUCUGUCUGCGUCUUGCUCCUUCGAUACCAGCCAGAGAGUGACAUUGAUGGGUUUGUCAAGUUCUUGUCUGAGGAGCACACAAAGAAGAAGGAGGGGAUUCUGGCUGACUGUGAAAAGGAAGUUUGUUCUCCUGUGAGUGAAGGGGAAGAGUUUUCCGGCCCAGCCACCAACACAUGUGGGGCCAAGAACUUACCAUCCUUGGGUGACAAUGAGAUGCUCAUAGGGAAAUCAGACAAGUCAACCUACAACGUCAACCACCCAAACUAUGGCACCGUGGACAUGACCACAGGCAUAGAAGCUGAUGAAUCUGAAAACAUUUAUCUCAUCAAGUUAAAGAAGCUGAUUGGGCCCCGUUACUACACCAUGAGGAUCCGGCUGGGCCUUCCAGGCAAGAUGGAUCGGCCCACAGCAGCUACAGGGCACACGGUGACCAUCUGUGUGCUCCUGCUCUUCAUCCUCAUGUUCAUCUUCUGCUCCUUCAUUAUCUUUGGUUCCGACUACAUUUCGGAGCAGAGCUGGUGGGCCAUCCUUCUGGUCGUUCUAAUGGUGCUGCUGAUCAGUGCCCUGGUAUUUGUGAUCCUACAGCAGCCGGAGAACCCCAAGAAACUGCCCUAUAUGGCUCCCUGCCUCCCCUUUGUGCCUGCCUUUGCCAUGCUGGUGAACAUCUAUCUCAUGCUAAAGCUCUCCACCAUCACCUGGAUCCGGUUCGCGGUCUGGUGCUUUGUGGGCAUGCUCAUUUAUUUUGGGUAUGGCAUCUGGAACAGCACCCUGGAAAUCAGUGCCCGAGAAGAAGCCCUGCACCAAAGCAUGUACCAGCGCUACGACGUGGAUGACCCCUUCUCAGUGGAGGAGGGUUUCUCCUAUGCCACUGAGGGUGAGAGCCAGGAGAACUGGGGCGGGCCGGCUGAAGACAAAGGCUUCUAUUACCAGCAGAUGUCAGAUGCGCAGGCAAACACCCGGACCAGCAGCAAAGCGAAGAGCAAAAGCAAACACAAACAGAACUCAGAGGCCCUGAUUGCAAACGAUGAGUUAGAUUACUCUCCAGAGUAAGAGCAAACACCCAAGAAAGGUGUAGAAAUGUUGAUGAUUUACUUUCAGUAAUGUAACCUGUGGGCUAGGAGGUAGAAACUUCUUUGGCUCUCAUUUCAAAAUUCCAGCCUCCCCCAAAGUCAGUCCCUAGUCACAGCGUGUCAUUUGCCACUUCUGCUCUUCAGGACAGUUCUGUCAAAGGGUUUCACACAGGUCCCAUAAAUGGUCCCCUUGUAA
Phacochoerus africanus (Common warthog) is the source of this 2899-nucleotide messenger RNA. RefSeq names its product solute carrier family 7 member 14 (gene SLC7A14). The transcript has 8 exons. Gene Ontology annotation, molecular function: amino acid transmembrane transporter activity. Gene Ontology annotation, biological process: amino acid transport; transmembrane transport. The coding region runs from base 368 to 2683 and encodes 771 amino acids. The record is from RefSeq and is a predicted model, not a curated record. Gene Ontology annotation, cellular component: plasma membrane. Lineage: Eukaryota; Metazoa; Chordata; Mammalia; Artiodactyla; Suidae.